Coniosporium apollinis CBS 100218 is the source of this 843-nucleotide messenger RNA. RefSeq lists its product as uncharacterized. Gene Ontology annotation, biological process: proteasome-mediated ubiquitin-dependent protein catabolic process. Gene Ontology annotation, cellular component: proteasome regulatory particle; cytosol; nucleus. The coding region runs from base 1 to 843 and encodes 280 amino acids. The record is from RefSeq and is a predicted model, not a curated record. The transcript has 2 exons. Lineage: Eukaryota; Fungi; Ascomycota; Dothideomycetes.
AUGGCCGAACAAGACCUCCGCAACCUCCUCAAGCAACUCCACCAGUCCCUCGGCAGCCACAACUACACACAAUCCACCUCCCUCCUCUCACGCGCCAAAAUCGCCCUUUUAAAGCUCAACGCCCUGAUCCCCUCCCCCCAGACCUCGCAACCCCAUCUCCGCCUCGCGCGCGAAGCCCUCGAGCUCGGCGCCCUGACAUCCAUCCACCUCAAAGACCCGGAGAGCUUCACGCGCUACUUCCAGCAGCUGCAGCCCUUCUACUCUCUCCCGGAGGACGUGCUACCCCGGGAAGGCGGCAACGCGAGCAAGAUCACGGGGCUAUAUUUGCUGCUGUUGUUGAGUAUGGGGGACUACGCAGGGUUCCAUACGCUGCUGGAGUCGCUGGAGGUGGCGGCUGCGCAGGCGAGGGAGCACGGAAGGGGAGGCAAGGGCUUGGAGGAUGACGUGUUUAUCCAGUAUCCGAUUCGGCUGGAGCAGGCGCUUAUGGAGGGCGCGUACGACAAGGUGUGGGGCGAGACGACGAGUGAGAGGGUGCCGAGCGAGGAGUUUGGAGUUUUCUCCGAGGUCCUCAUCAAUACUAUCCGAUCCGAAAUCGCAUCUUGCUCCGAGCGAGCCUACUCGAGCGUUCCCAUCGCGAACUGCAAGAACCUGCUCUUCCUCGACAGCGAAGGUGCCGUCGUACAGUUCGCGAGGCAGCGCGACUGGAUAGCGAAGGACGGCCGGAUAUACUUCCCACAGCACAAUCAGGAUCUGAUGGGCUCGGAGAAGGACAUCCUGGUGACGAGCGACAAAGUGAUUGAGAACACGCUGGGCUAUGCGAGGGAGUUGGAGACGAUCGUGUAA